Panthera uncia (snow leopard) is the source of this 796-nucleotide messenger RNA. RefSeq names its product coiled-coil domain containing 200 (gene CCDC200). NCBI's taxonomy places the organism in Eukaryota, Metazoa, Chordata, Mammalia, Carnivora, Felidae. The transcript is spliced from 4 exons. The record is from RefSeq and is a predicted model, not a curated record. Bases 77 to 628 code for a protein of 183 amino acids.
GAAACACAGGUGAUGGGAGCAGUGGUAGCAACCUGGGCUCUGCCUGCCCCCACCCCCUUCUGCUGCCCCCACCAUCAUGGGCAGCGCUUACCACUGGGAGGCCCGUCGCAGGCAGAUGGCUUUGGACAGGAGGAGGUGGGUGAUGGCCCAGCAGCAGCAGCAGCAGCAGCAGCAGCAGCAGAAAGAGCAAGAGCAGGAGGAACGCCAGUCUGAGGAAAAAACCCAGCCACCUGUGGAGUCUCAGCAAGAGCAGCAGUGGCCAUUGGGGCCUCCACCAGCGCAGCCAAAGCCGCAGGGGACCCCAGUCGGAGCACAGCUGCCCCGGCGGCCACAGCUCGCAGAACAGUCCCAGAUCCUGCCUCUGCCGCCGCCGCCACAGCCACCACCGUCGCCAAGGCCACAGAAUGCCCAAGACUCUCUUACUCAGUGCACCUCCGCGCACAUUCCGCAGGAUUCCCAAAGGCCAGGUCCCCAGCUUAGCUCAGUGGGAGCCCAUCAAUUGCCAGGGCAAUCCAACUUUAGCAAAUUCCUUCAAAACCCUGGUUUCAGGAAAUCAUUCCAAUCUAAUCCAGAUAAAUAUACUGAGCACUCACGAUUCACGUCAACGAAUUACACACAGCAAUGGUGAUCCAGAGAUAGACCCCCACCCCUACCGGCCAUCAGCAAAAAAAUAACCCAGAUGAGGAGCCCCACACUUUUUCAUCCCUGGCAGCAUCUCCACUCCGAAGGCUCCUCCUGAUCCACUCUAGAAGAGGAGGCUAGCUGGGAAUAAAAUGCGAUGGCCUCCUGAAAAGAA